AUGGUUAUAAAAAAAACCUUGAAGGAAUAUGAGGAUGAGAUUAAGGAUUUAAACUCACUUUUGUGGAAUAAAGAUGAUAAUAAAGAUUUGCAUAAAUUGAGAGAGUUAUUAGCAGGACAAACAAUUACUGAGAUAUUAGCUGAAUUGGAUUACCAAAGGCAAAGCUUUCAAAAUUUGAAUUUUGAAUUAACUAAAAAAGAUAUAAUUAUUAAAAAACAAGAAAAAGAGCUCCAAUCCAAGAAUGAGACUAUUAACGCUUUAGAAGGAAGGAUUAAAGAACAAGAAAAAGUAACUCGACUCAAUUUUCAUGAUUUAAAGGAAACGAAGGAAGCAGCCAAAGUCAAGCAAAUAUAUCUAGAAGAACUAACAAAUCCGUUGCCUUUUAUUAUUGAAGCCUCAUUUUCUAAUGAACAAGUUGAAGAUUAUUUAUAUGUUAUUGAAUUUUUAUGA
This is a messenger RNA of Funneliformis geosporum, 450 nucleotides long. The record is from the annotation of a GenBank genome assembly. Lineage: Eukaryota; Fungi; Glomeromycota; Glomeromycetes; Glomerales; Glomeraceae.